Molecule: messenger RNA, 3881 nt
Organism: Eublepharis macularius
Lineage: Eukaryota; Metazoa; Chordata; Lepidosauria; Squamata; Eublepharidae
Gene: TFAP2C
Product: transcription factor AP-2 gamma
Exons: 8
Coding region: 200-1588 (462 amino acids)
Biological process (GO): regulation of cell population proliferation; regulation of transcription by RNA polymerase II; anatomical structure development
Cellular component (GO): nucleus
Molecular function (GO): DNA-binding transcription factor activity, RNA polymerase II-specific; RNA polymerase II transcription regulatory region sequence-specific DNA binding
Source: RefSeq, a predicted model, not a curated record
GCCCCAAGUCGCCUCCGCCCGUGCGCCUCUAUGCCCGGCCGGCCAAGCAGCCCUUGAGAGGGGGAGAGGCGCUCUUCCCCGCCGCUGCGCUUGGAUUUACCGCUCGGGAGGCCGGGACACCCCCUUUCACCCUCCCCCGGGGUUUAUAUAUAUAUUUUUAAAUUUGAGUCUACACACUUUUUUUGGGAUACUGGACGCCAUGUUGUGGAAACUAGCAGACAAUGUCAAGUACGAAGAUGACUGCGAGGACCGCCAUGACGGGAGCAGCAAUGGGAAUCCGAGAUUACCCCACCUCUCCGCUGUCAGUCAGCAUUUGUAUAGCCCGGCUCCCCCCCUUUCUCACUCCGGGGCCUCAGAUUUCCAACCCCCCUACUUCCCUCCCCCCUACCAGCCUCUGCCUUACUCUCAGUCUGGUGACCCUUAUGCACACCUUGGAGACCCCUUCUCUAUCAACUCACUCCACCAGCCGCCUCCGCCUCCACCUAGCCAGCAACAGACCAGCUGGCCCAACCGUCAGACCAGCCAAGACCCUUCGAGCUUGUCCCACCAUGCCCGGCCGGGGUUGGUCCCCCAUCUCCCAGCUCUGGAAAGCGGCUCUGCUGGGGCGAGGAGGGAAACGUACAGGCGUUCUGAGCUGCUCUUGUCUCAUGGCCACGGUCUUGAUGCUUCCAGCCUGGCGGAAAACCUCGGGCUGCAUGACAUGACGCACCAGAUGGAAGAGGUCCAGAAUGUGGAAGAUCAACAUUUAUUAAUGCAUGACCAGACAGUCAUUAGAAAAGGUCCCAUUUCAUUAACAAAAAACAAUGCGUUAGGUCUCCCUUGCCAGAAGGAUGGACUCAUUGGAGUGGUGAUCAAUCCCAACGAAGUCUUCUGUUCUGUUCCUGGACGGCUUUCUCUCUUGAGCUCAACGUCGAAAUACAAAGUGACAGUAGCUGAAGUUCAAAGGCGGCUCUCCCCUCCGGAAUGUCUGAAUGCUUCCUUGCUGGGGGGUGUUCUCAGAAGAGCUAAAUCUAAAAACGGGGGCCGAUCGUUAAGGGAGAAGCUGGACAAAAUUGGUUUGAAUCUUCCAGCUGGCAGAAGGAAAGCAGCGAAUGUGACGUUACUGACAUCAUUGGUGGAAGGUGAAGCUGUGCACCUCGCUCGCGACUUUGGCUAUGUGUGUGAGACUGAAUUUCCUUCCAAAGCGGUGGCUGAAUACUUAACCCGGCCGCAUCUGGGUCGCAACGAGAUGGCAAGCAGGAAAAACAUGCUGCUUGCUGCAAAGCAGAUCUGCAAAGAAUUCACCGACCUCCUCACUCAGGACAGAACCCCCCUCGGUAACGCAAGACCCAGCCCCAUCUUGGACCCAGGCAUCCAGGGCUGCUUGACUCACUUCAGCCUCAUCACGCAUGGCUUUGGGAGCGCUGCUAUCUGUGCCGCCAUGACGUCCGUCCAGAACUACCUGAACGAAGCACUAAAAAUCGCAGACAAAACAUACAUGAACGCAGGGGACCAGAGUCCCGCAGAAACCAACAAAAGCAUUGAGAAGAUGGAUAAGCAUCGGAACUGCUGUUAUCCAUUCAUUGUGGGACCAGGUACCGGAAGAUAACAUGGAUACGAGUUGGUUUUGAAGCAGAAAAAAGUGGUGCUAUUUGUGGGGGAGGGGGAAAUGGGGAAGAAGUUAAUGUGGUAUUUCUAGAUGCUGUGGGGGGAGGUCUAUCCCAUCCUAUAUGUGCACUUGUUUACCUCUCUAUUGACAACAGCCCCUGCACAUGAGGGCAUAGGGCUGCCAAGUCCCCUUUCCCUCCAGGCGAGAGGAAGGGGGCCUAGCACUCACCUUUGGAAUACCUCUGUGCACGCGCCUGUUAUUGAUGUAAGUCUCAGUUGAAACAUUAAACUUUUUAUGAACUCGGAAUCUUGGAAAUUCUUCUGAGGCAGAGUUUUAUUCAUGACCCUGCAGUCAGCAUUUCCAUGAUAUCCUCUUUUUUUGGGGGGGGGGAUUUAUAAUGUAGCUAUAAAACUUCAUUCAAGGAUGAAAUUUGGGACCUUCAUUCAUCUCCUCCCCAAGGGAGAUGAUCCUACUCCAAGUAUGAAAACAAAUGUUAAUGUUCUGGAAAUGGACUUACACAAUAACAUCACACAGGCCGCUGGACUGUUCCCGUGUUUCGCAGCAGGCUGAUUCUUAAUUAACAACAACAACAACAGCAACAUUUGAUUUAUAUACUGCCCUUCAGGACAACUUAAUACCCACUCAGAGCGUUUUACAAAGUAUGUUAUUAUUAUCCCUACAACAAACACCCUGUGAGGUGGGUGGGGCUGAGAGAGCUCCAGAGAGCUGUGACUAGCCCAAGGUCACCCAACUGGCUUCAAGCGGAGGAGCGAGGAAUCAAACCCGGCUCUUAAAGAAAUGGCCUGUUUGGGGCCCAAAUCAGCCCAGCACGACGUGUGGGACCACUGUCAUAGCUUGCACAAUGAUGUCGCUCUUGGAAGUAACGUCACUGCAGGAGCCCCAUUCCCACACCUUUCCCCCUCGCCAGCUAGGUGAGUGGUGGUGGGGAACUGAGGCUGGCAGCGGGGGAUCCCCUGGCAACCCUAUGUGGUCAACAUGUGGAACAUGGCAAGCAGGAUGAGUCUGUGGGAAAUACGCAUGGAUUGACUUCUCAGGUCCAUAAUUAGGUGCAUUGUAGAGUCCUACAUGCACUUAGUGGGGGCGGAGGAAGUAGUUGAAGGGGCUUCGUUGAGCCCUGCAUGGAUUUGAGGCGAGAAUUGAGCUUCUGACAAGCUGAGAGCCUUCUGGUACUUAAAAAGUGUCAAGGUGGUCUAUAUAUUUGGAACCAGGCAAUAGUACAGUGUGACAGUAUUAGCUUCAGGGUUUCGGAAUUACUGGCAAAUUGCCCGGGAUUGUAACCUAAACAAAAGGUCCCACAAGAAGCUUGGUAAAAUGAAUUCAUUCUUAAUAGCCUGGCAUUUUGAAUGCUUGGUAAUAAUGUCUUGUAUAUCUUGAUGCGUGCUUCAGACUUCUGGGGAUGAUCCAAGAAAUGUUCCUGCAGCUCAUAUGUGAAUGGAACGGAGCUUUUGUCAAGGCUGAAAUGAACUUCGCAGCAUUAAAGCAGAUUGUGAAAGUCUUUUUUUACACAAGGGCACCCCCACCUAGUCCCCCAUCUAAACGGGGGAAAAAAUUACUUUUACAGUGCAAUCUUAAGCAGAGUUACUCUAGUCUAAGGCCAUUGAUUUCAAUGGGCUUAGACUGGUGUAACUUCGGAUUGCACUGUAAGAAACUAUUUUUUAAAAAAUGAGGAUACUGCAGCUUUAUACACCUUCUGUGUUUUUUAAAAUAGGAAAAAACUUGAAAAGCAUAGGCACAUAAUUUUUAAUAAAUUUUUUUGCCUAUAUAGGCCAAAAAUUAUAUAUAUAAAUAUAAAUAUAUAUAUAUAUCCAGGGAAGUUUUAUGUGUAUAAGGGAAAGCAAGUGUGUUGAAUGUACAUAUUUAUUUAUGUUGUAAUUUAAUGGGAUUUGUAAAUAAUGGUGAACUUUUUAAUACUUUUUUUUAUAAAUGGGCUUCAAAUUUUAAAUUUUUUUUCAACAAGGUAAUGGGUAAGCUCGAUAUAUUGCUAAGUUUAUGCACAGGUCAGUGUAUGCUGGGUAUUUAAGACUUUUUACAGAAAAAAUGUCUCUAUUCUUGCCACUGAAGAUUAGAUAGAAUCUGAGGUGUAUGUCGACAAAGCAAUAACUUUGUGUAUCAGUAGCAAUUUGAAAUGAGUGUGUGAGGUGCAGUGUGUAUGUGGAGAGGGGGGGGCAAAAAUUAAUGGAAGUCGAACUAUCCAAUUCCCCCCACCCCUAUCUGUAAAUGUUUCCCUACCACCAUGCUGUUGUAUAGGAUAACUAUAAUAAAAAUAUUCUGG